GCCAUGCAGAUGAAGUUGUAGGUCAGGUGUGUGUCUAUAAAUCCACACCCCCUUUGCAACGAGUAACAUCCAAAAUACAUUUCUAACAAGAGCGCUGGGCAGCUCAGCUGCCUCCGAGUGACUCUCUAGAAUACACAAUGCUGCAUUCUGCUCUGGCCCUCUGCCUCCUGCUGAUCAUAGUUUCUUCCAACCUUGCCAUUGCUAUCAAAAAAGAAAAGAGACCUCCUCAGACCCUCUCAAGAGGGUGGGGAGACGACAUUACGUGGGUGCAAACUUACGAAGAAGGUCUCUUUCAUGCUCACAAAAGUAACAAGCCAUUGAUGGUUAUUCACCACCUGGAGGACUGUCAGUACUGUCAAGCACUAAAAAAGGAAUUUGCCAAAAAUGAAGAAAUACAAGAAAUGGCACAAAAUGACUUCAUCAUGCUGAAUCUCAUGCAUGAGACCACAGACAAGAACUUGUCUCCUGAUGGGCAGUACGUGCCAAGGAUUAUGUUUGUUGACCCUUCUUUGACUGUCAGGGCUGAUAUAACUGGAAGAUACUCUAACAGACUAUAUACAUAUGAACCCCAGGACUUACCCAUGCUGAUAGACAACAUGAAGAAAGCACUAAGACUUAUCCAGUCAGAGUUGUAAGGAAUGAUGAAAAGACGCUUCUACUCUAAGAGGUCAAAUGUGUGACACACUGGCUCACUAACAAACACCAAAUGUGCAAGUAAUGGAUUUUGAAACAUCACCAUUUAGCUUUGUGACAUGUCUUCGAUAGUUUAUGAAGGUAAAGCUAUAUUUUAAUAAAUGUUAAACUGUGCGGU
Molecule: messenger RNA, 811 nt
Organism: Arvicanthis niloticus (Nile rat)
Lineage: Eukaryota; Metazoa; Chordata; Mammalia; Rodentia; Muridae
Gene: Agr3
Product: anterior gradient 3, protein disulphide isomerase family member
Cellular component (GO): endoplasmic reticulum
Molecular function (GO): dystroglycan binding
Source: RefSeq, a predicted model, not a curated record